Messenger RNA from Branchiostoma belcheri (Belcher's lancelet), 1857 nucleotides. RefSeq lists its product as uncharacterized. The transcript has 4 exons. Lineage: Eukaryota; Metazoa; Chordata; Leptocardii; Amphioxiformes; Branchiostomatidae. The record is from RefSeq and is a predicted model, not a curated record. Bases 99 to 671 code for a protein of 190 amino acids.
GGAAAAUUCUUAGUUGUGUCAAUGACAAGAUUAGAACUCAUCUAUCUAUCUAUCUACACCAAAGUCGUUUUUGUAGAUCUUUGUAGUCAGUGACAACCAUGGAUACUGCUACAUCUAGAUCAGGUCCUAAGAUUUCGACCGGUUAUUUGAGGGGCAGAAGAUCUUUAACGGGAGGAAAAGACAAGAAAGCCUCCGUGGGCGGCGACAAACGCCUGUCGGCGAGCUCCCGGGACAGGCGGGCGUCCGCUGACGCGGCAGAGAGGCGGGGCCAGGGGGAUGUCGGCAGGUGGGCAAGUUCUGAGGAGAAACGGAUUUCGUCUGUGACCGGAAAGCAAACGAAACAGGAAACGAAGAAAGACUCGGUAGUAGAUUCGAUGAGCGUAAGCCAAGAAGUGUGCGAUAGAAUAAACAAUGAGAUCAUGUCAGACGACGACAUUCAGAAGGAUAUUGCGGAGCUACAGGAGGGUCUUCUCACCCUGCGGGUCAUGUUAACGGACCUACAGGACAUACGGGCCACGAGGGACAGGACCCGUGGAGUGCGGGGUGUGGUGCUGGGUGUGGCGGACUUGGCGGCCUCCCUCAGCCGGGAGCAGGCGGUCUGGAUCCCGUUCGUGUCGUCAUCACUGAUCGUCCUGCUGCUCUGUCAACUCGUGCGACUCUUCUUCCGCUGACAUCAUAUACAUCUACUUCAUAUGAUAUUCAUAUAUAUCCAAAUAUUCAUAUUUGGUUAUUAUAAGUGUACUCAGUAUGUCAACCUAUUAUAGGAUAUUCUUCUUUAACGUACUGAAUCUCCAUAUGGCUAUUUUGCACAAACAUUAACGUUAAAACAACUUUUGUUUACUCUCCACACCUUCAUAAAGCAACAUCAAGUUUAAACAGUAAAUGGCAGUAAAGGGACAUCGGUUGUGCUGCUAUUCUUUUGUACUGACGUUUGUUCGUGCUAUCUGCGCACCUGCUACGUUUUUGUCCUUGGUGCCGAAAAGUCUCCCACUGAGUCUUCCGAAAGAAAGUGGAAGCUUGUUGAUCCACCGUCAGUCUCGACUCUUCAUCUUUUGUCAUCCUCAACUGAGUCAAGGUGAAGCAUGAUGCUUUUUUCAAGUGUAGAAAUGUGUGCUUCGCUAGGCCUCGCGUAUUUAGCCAAGCACACCGAGUCAACCCUACCCUUCCUGAUGUAUGUUUUUUGGGCGUAUCCUCUUACCUGGAUGUCUAUAUCCUUCACCGCGAAGUGACGUCUAUCUGGUUUGCCUUGAGUUGCAGCCUUUCGGUAGAAUACUUUUUCGACAUCGUUUUCUACAACAUUUCCAGCACAAUGUCUACUACAGGAAUGACAACACAUAUUUGUGUAGCUUGUCGACUAUUUGUGAAAGUGUUUUUAUAAAGAAAAAUGUCGCAGUUAGCUGAUAAACCACGUUACAACGGGCUCAUUUAUACAUGUAAAGGAUUCGUAUCAUUUCAAUGCCUAACGCUUGACUCUAAGAGAUGAAAUCGCUAUGAGCGAAAUUACACAUAGUUUAAAGUCCAGUGUAUGCAACACACCUGUUAAGCCCUCCAAACUGUAGACCUGAUGUGCUCUCAAGUUACAUUCAUAGGUCAUUGGAGGUGAAAUAUUUCGGAUAAAUGACGUUCUACGGAAGGUUUUUCAGCCAAAAGGACUAAUUUAACACAGACAGGCUAAAUAUGGCUCUUAUUAGCGGCUGUACUGUAUACACGUUCGUACUGUAUAUUCGUUAUCAAUCGUUUGUUGGAGCUUUUGUUUAUUCAUGAAUACACAAUACAUGUACAACUCAAUACUGGCCGCUUUUCAUUGAGACCAUGAUAGCCUGUUGCCCAAACCAUUUAGCUGCCAAUUCUCUUACG